AUGUUCCGCCCGACUGCUCUCUUCAACGCUGCCUCGCGUGUUGCUGCCGUGCGUGCCGCCCCUACCAUGACCCGCUUCUAUGCUGCUGGUGCUGGUGUCUCCGUUGAAGAACGCAUUAUGGAUGUCUUGAAGGGCUUUGACAAGGUUGAUCAGAACAAGAUCUCGCUCGAUGCCCACUUUGUCAAUGACCUCGGCUUGGAUAGCUUGGAUACCGUUGAAGUUGUCAUGGCUAUUGAGGAAGAAUUCACUGUUGAGAUUCCCGACAAGGAAGCCGAUGAGAUCAAGUCUGCUAGACAGGCCGUAGAAUACAUUAACAGCCGUAAGGACGCCCACUAA
Lichtheimia ornata is the source of this 336-nucleotide messenger RNA. Its product is annotated as acyl carrier protein. Gene Ontology annotation, molecular function: acyl binding; acyl carrier activity. The coding region runs from base 1 to 336 and encodes 111 amino acids. The transcript has 2 exons. Gene Ontology annotation, cellular component: mitochondrion. The record is from RefSeq and is a predicted model, not a curated record. NCBI's taxonomy places the organism in Eukaryota, Fungi, Mucoromycota, Mucoromycetes, Mucorales, Lichtheimiaceae. Gene Ontology annotation, biological process: fatty acid biosynthetic process.